Molecule: messenger RNA, 13694 nt
Organism: Neolamprologus brichardi
Lineage: Eukaryota; Metazoa; Chordata; Actinopteri; Cichliformes; Cichlidae
Source: RefSeq, a predicted model, not a curated record
AAUCUACCAGAAGCAGUGCCAGAGUCAUUUGAGCGGCUUCGAAAUCAAAACUUUUUAAAACUUUGUGAUACUGUUUUUUUUUUUUUAAAUAUAUGACUCGCCUUAUUCCAAAAGACAGAUGCAGUAAAUUUGGAAAAUGGCCGGUGCCUUAUUAAAGUGCUUAGUCUUGGCGCUCUCAGUAUGCGCACACAGACUUUUGGCAGACCCCCGCGUUGAGACGGGUGAUGAAUCCGAUGACAGCGCCUCGACCCUGGCCUUUGUGUUCGAUGUUACCGGCUCCAUGUACGACGAUCUGAAACAGGUGAUAGAGGGCGCCUCACGGAUCCUGGAGAAGACGCUCAGCCGGAGGACCAGACCCAUUAAAAACUUUGUCCUGGUCCCCUUCCACGACCCAGAUAUCGGCCCCGUGUCCAUCACCACCGACCCAAAGAAGUUCCAGCGGGAUCUGCAAGAGCUGUUUGUCCAGGGUGGAGGCGACUGCCCUGAAAUGAGUAUCGGAGCCAUAAAGAAAGCACUGGAGGUUUCCCUGCCUGGAUCCUUUAUCUAUGUGUUUACUGAUGCCAGGGCCAAAGACUACCGUCUGAAGAGAGAUGUUCUGCAACUGGUGCAACUCCGUCAGUCACAGGUAGUAUUUGUGUUGACCGGGGACUGUGGAGACCGCUCUCAGCCUGGUUACAGGGCGUACGAGGAGAUCGCCGCUACCUCCUCUGGGCAAAUCUUUCACUUGGAUAAGCAGCAGGUCAACGAGGUUUUAAAGUGGGUAGAGGAAACAGUUCAGGCCAUGAAGGUCCACCUUCUGUCCUCCAAUCAUGACAGUGCCCAGGAAAACAACUGGGAAGUUCCCUUUGACCCGAGCCUCAGAGAGGUCACGGUGUCACUCAGUGGACCAGCACCAGAAAUCGAGCUCAGCGAUCCUUUGGGUCGGGUAGUUGGUGUAGAGCAGGGCCUUAAAGAACUCUUGAAUAUUCCCAACUCAGCUCGUGUGAUAAACCUCAAGUUUCCUAGACCCGGUGCCUGGAAACUGAAGAUAAGCUGUAGUGGGCGUCACACUCUGAGGGUCACAGGAGUCAGCAGUCUCGACUUCCGCGCAGGCUUCUCCAGCGUACCUGUUACAGAGUUCAACCACACGAGAGAGAGGCCGAUAAAAGGGCUCCCAUCCCAUGUUUUACUGAAAUGCACCGGCCUGAAGCCUCCAGGUCAUCUGAGCCAUGUGGAGCUUGUGUCAGGCUCAGGCCGCUCCUUGCGAACGAUCCCUGUACCGCUGCCCUUUGACCUUGGAAAACAAGGCCUGUGGAGUCUCCCGGAAUUCCGCACCCCUUCCCAGAGCUUCUUCAUCAAGGUAACGGGCAAAGACGAAGAGGGCUACCGCUUCCAGAGGCUGUCCAGCGUCUCCUACACCAACAUCAUUCCAGAUCCUCCAGCUGUGAGCAUGCCGACUGUAGUGAAGGGCGUUUAUAUGCAGCCAGUUGUGAUUGGCUGCUCUGUAAAGAGUGACAUUCCCUACAGACUAAGAUUCACCAGAAGUGGAAUUACACUGGGAAGCGAGAGGUUCUUUCAGUAUUCUGCCGUUGCAUCAUGGGAAAUUCCGAAGGCAUCAGCCGAGGACGAAGGCCCGUAUGAGUGUAUGGCGCAGAGCAGCGCAGGGCAGGGGUGGGCUGUAGCACAAUUAACUGUGAGAGAUCCUCCUCCGGUCUUGAAGCCCCCGGUGAAUGUGACAUCUUCUGUGGGAGGCGUGGCUGUGCUGUCCUGUCAGGUGGAGGGAAACAUGCGCCACAAUUUGACCUGGCACCGAGGGGGCUAUGCUAUCCGGGCACGGGCAGGGAGGGUGAAGCUGCUGCCCAACUCUUACCUGCAGAUCAGCGAGGUGCGGGCUCAGGAUGCUGGGGAGUACCGCUGCGUGGCAACCAAUGCCUACGGAGACAGCAGAAUCGCCGUGUGGCUCCACGUCCCAGAGGCUCCUUCUGUGGUAGUGCACCCGCAGUCCCUGGCUUUCUCCCAAGGCGAUGAGAUCCGCCUGGUCUGCUCGGCGUCCGGCUCCCCCCCUCCCCGGCUCUUCUGGAGCCAAGGCAACGUGUUCCUAACUAAUCGGCCGAGGUUCAGUCUGAACCAGCAUGGAGUCCUAACCAUUAAAGGGGCCCUCCCAGAGGAUGCUGGGAACUACACAUGCCUGGCAAGCAACGAGGCUGGGACUGCCUCUCAGUCUGUGUCACUUAGUUAUGCGGAGGCACCAAGAAUAACAGUGGUACAGCAGGUUGUGCUAGUGACUGUUGGUGGUGAUGCAACUCUCGAGUGUCAGGCCACAGGCUUUCCGUCCCCUCUUGUCCACUGGUUCAAAGGUGAGCUCGAGGUGGGCUCUGCCCCUUUUGUUGAGCAGGACGUACAUCGCGGGACGCUGCACAUUCGUGGCGUGCAGGAGGUCGACGCUGGUCAGUACAGCUGUGUGGCGAGCAGCUCUGCUGGAACCUCCUCUGGCACUGUUAGUCUGGUGGUUGGAGCGGGUCCAUUGUUUUCCGAGGCACCGGCUGACGUGACAGCCAAUGUCGGGGAGAAUAUCACCCUCCCCUGCACUGCCCGGGGAUUCCCGCAGCCGACGGUGACCUGGCGCAGACAGGAUGGCAGACAGAUUCUCAUGCGUUCAGACAGCCACAGUAAAACAAUGCAGCUGGAGAACGGACAUCUUCUAAUCCAGAGUGUCUGGCUGGAUGAUGAAGGUCUAUACAUCUGCGAGGCCAAGAACCAGUUUGGAACCAUCAAAUCUGAGGCCAGAGUUAGUGUCACUGGACUGGAGCCACCUCUAUUGGCCCAAGUUGCCCCAGUGAUCACCACCGGGAGCGGUCAGUCACUUAGUAUUCCUUGCAUGUUGUUGGAUGGAAUUCCUCUUCCAGAAAGACACUGGUCCAAGAAUGGAAAACCUUUCCAUCUGAACAGAAGGAUGUUCUUGAGGAGCGAUGGCAGUUUGUACAUCGAAAGAGCCAUCCCAGAGGACACUGGGAUUUAUGUGUGCGCUGCGGUUAAUGUGGCAGGUUCCGCGAACAUCACAGUCAGCCUGGAGGUUCACGUGCCCCCAGAGAUCAGCGCUGGUCCGUACCACUACAUAGCCAACGAGGGUGUAGCCAUCAGGCUAUCAUGCGAAGCCACCGGCGUUCCCAAACCAGAUGUUGUCUGGUCCAAGGGGAGGCAGCCCCUGCCCAAGGACAGCUCCGCUCUUCAGUCUGACUCUGAGGGACACCUCCACAUCCCCAACCCCUCCGCCGAAGAUGCAGGCAUCUACAUCUGCACUGCCACCAGUCCUGUGGGCUAUGCUAGUCGCGAGAUCCAGCUGAGUGUCAAUACUGUGCCAAAGAUAAUGGGCGUGACUGGUCACGACAACACAGUAAACAUGGCUGCAGAGGUGGGGGCAGAGGUUGUUCUCCCGUGUGAGGCUGAAGGGAGUCCUUCCCCGUUAGUCACGUGGAGCCGAAACGGGCAUCCCAUCCCCCCCGUCACAGCUGGGUUCACUGUUUUGCCUUCAGGCUCUCUGAAGAUCACUGAUGUGCGCCUGAUUGAUAGUAAACUGUACACCUGCACUGCGGAAAACCCAGCAGGCAACGCGUCCCUAAGCUACAAUUUACACAUUCAAGCUAAACCCAGGAUUCUGCCAGCACCCUCCCUCCUGAAAGCCCUGCUUGGCCAAACAGUGACUCUACCAUGUAUAGCGCAGGGAGAGCCGAGCCCUGAGAUCAGCUGGUUUCGCAAUGGAUCACCUGUUGGGGACAAGAAUGUUACACCCCUGAGGAUCCAGCAGGUCAGCCACGCCGACCAGGGCGCCUACCGGUGUGUGGCCUCGAACAGUGCAGGACAGGAGACCUUGGAGAUCAAGCUGGAAAUUCUUGAGGCCCCGUCCUUUGCCGAACCUGGAGAUGUUAUCAUGGAGAAAGUGGCAAACAGCAAGGUCAUCAUCCCUUGCCCCGCUAAAGGUUCGCCUAAUCCCAAAGUACGCUGGUUCAAGAAUGGCCUGGAGAUACACCCCGAACAGCCCGACUUUUCCGUGGCGAGGGAUGGAGCUCUUGUAAUUAGCGCAGCGUCUGCCAGCCACAGUGGGGACUUCAAGUGUGUGGCAGUUAAUGAGGCAGGCUCUGUGGAGAGAAAGACCAGGCUAAAAGUGAAUGUUCCCCCUGAAAUUCAAGAUAAUGGCCAACCGCUGAACCUCACUGUCACCUUGAAGCAGCCUCUCACGCUGGGAUGUGACGCCUUUGGGAUCCCCUCUCCAACAAUCACCUGGACUAAAGAUGGCAAAGCUGUGGACAGCCCUGGGGUGUAUCUUGAGAAUGGAAAUAGGCUGCUCAGAAUCUACAGAGUUCAGCCUGAACAUGCAGGACAGUUUGUCUGCACAGCUCAAAACUCAGCUGGAGAGACCCAAAGACAAUAUAACAUAGUGGUGCAAGCACCACCUGUGAUCUCAGGAACGUCUCGAAUGCAGGAGUUAACUGUGGUACUGGGCCAGGAGGUGGAGUUUCAGUGUCGGGUUAGUGGAAAGCCAGCGCCAAGAGUGGAAUGGAGCCGCGACGGAGAGGUUCUGUCCCGCAACGGAGACCCUCAUGUGGAGUUUCUGGAAGAUGGCCAGGUGUUGAAGGUGAAGUCAGUAAGACCGAGAGACCAGGGUCUUUACCGGUGUCUGGCCAGUAACGACGCAGGAACUCAGACGCGCCAAUUUAGACUCAACGUCCAAGCCCCUCCCACUAUUAAGGGGACUACUGAGACAUCAGAGGUGUCAGUUGUGCUGGGUUUCCCUGCAAUCCUCCCCUGCAACGUCGAGGGCUUACCCACACCCAGCAUCACCUGGCUCAAGGACAAUCACCCCAUCGUAUCCACUCCUCAGCUGACAUACACCCGCGGUGGGCUGGCCCUGCGGCUGGGUUCGGCACAGGGAGACAGCAGCGGCCUCUACACUUGCAGGGCUACAAAUCCAGCUGGCACUGCCAUCAAGCACUAUUCACUCAGUGUUCUGGUCCCACCGCAGAUAGAAGGAGACUCUACCUCCCUGACGUUUGGUGGUCAGGAACAGAAAGUGCGGAUCAACGGGAGCUUAACUCUGUCCUGCCUCGCCAAAGGUUUCCCCGAGCCCAAAGUCCAGUGGUUCAAAGACGGACAGCUGCUGACUGGAAACAUCCACGCUGGCAUUAAAGAGAGCGGCCACUUCCUGCACAUAGAGAAUGCCAUGCUGUCCCACGAGGGUCAGUACACCUGUGUGGUCACCAACUCUGCAGGAGAGGACAAGAGACACUUUCGUGUAACUAUUCAAGUCCCUCCGAUUUUCCACCGGGUGAAUAACAGGGAAGCAUCCUGGGGUUUGGGACACGAAGACGACGUUAAUGAUGAGAACGUGGUGGAGAAGCGGGAAGUUGUGCUAGGCCAUCAAAUCAGCCUGUCCUGUGAGAGCAAUGCCAUUCCCCCUCCCAAGCUCAGCUGGUAUAAAGACGGCAAAAAGUUAACCUCUGCAGAUGGAGCGGUGCUUCUUCCAGGGGGACAAGUGCUACAAAUUGCCCGAGUGCAGAAGGAGGAUGCUGGAAGGUAUACGUGUCAGGCCGUUAAUGAGGCAGGGGAGGAUCGCAUGCACUUUGAUCUGGAGAUUCUAGUCCCUCCUGUUAUUACUGGAGCAUCAAAGGAGUUUAUGGAGGAGAUAGGAGCAGUGGUUAACAGCACCGUGGUUCUACACUGCGACGUGAUUGGACACCCAGCUCCAGUCGUCUCCUGGCUGCGAGAAGGGCAGCCGGUGCACACGGACUCACAGCACCACAUCAGUGAGGAUGGGACUCAGCUUCAACUUCUCAGUGUCCAGGUUUCAGACAUGGCUGGGUAUUCGUGUGUAGCGGAGAACAAGGUCGGAACAAUUGAGAAGCUCUUCAGUCUGACAGUGCAAGUCCCUCCUAGAAUAACAGGCCCUAAAGAAGAGGAGGUUAGUGUGACUGAGGGCCACAUGGUGUCUUUGCUGUGUGACGUCCAAGCAUACCCUCCUCCAGAGAUUACCUGGACCAAAGAUGGGCAAGUCCUCCAUUUCAGCACCAGCAUUCACAUUCUGCCAGGUGGCCAGAUGCUACAGUUGCUGCGGGCCAGACUAGAAGAUGCAGGGCAAUAUGUUUGCACAGCCACCAACUCAGCAGGGCAGGACCAGAAGAGUAUUCUCCUCAGUGUUUAUGUCGUGCCCACCCUGAAGCCCCGGCACGAUGCUGAGUCGGACUCGGUGACCCCUCAGGUUGGCUCCUCAGUCACCCUCCGAUGCGAAGCCCACGGCUUCCCCGUGCCUGAAGUCACGUGGUACAAGAAUGGGCUCCAGUUGGCUGCAGGGAACGGACUAAAGAUGGAUCAGUACCAGCUGGAGAUAAUAGGAGUCCAGAUGGGAGAUAGUGGCACGUACACUUGCAAAGUGUCCAAUGUGGCUGGACAGGCGGACAGAACCUUUAGGCUGAUGGUUCAUGUUCCACCUGUCCUGAACGGACCUCUUCGAGAGUCUCUAAAUUAUAGCCUGGGCUCCCACGUGGCUCUGCUGUGUGAGGCCACAGGAGUACCCAUUCCCAGCAUCUCUUGGCUUAAAGAUGGAACUCCUAUUGAAAGCAGCCUGCAGUGGCAGUGGUCUGUUCGAGGCACCAGGCUGGAGCUGGGGCCUCUCAGCCUGUCUCACGCUGGAACAUACACGUGUGUGGCCAAGAACAGCGAGGGAGAAACACGAAAAGAGUACACAGUCACCGUGCAGGUCUCCCCAACCAUCCUGGACUCUGACCUCCCAUCUGAAGUGAGUGCACCCAGAGGAGAGGAGCUGACCCUGGAGUGCAGAGCAAAUGGAAGCCCCACACCUCGCCUCAGCUGGCUGAAAGACGGAGUGACUCUGGAGGGAUCGGAUGCCCGUCACAUUGCCGUGACCUCUGAUGGCAGCACACUGACUUUGCUGCGCCUGAGUCCUGAGGAUUCUGGGACGUACACCUGCCUGGCUGUGAAUUCGGCCGGCCAGGAGAGCAAAAUCUACACCGUCUUUGCUCUAGUACCGCCAUCUAUUUCUGGUGAGACCACCAUCCCCAAAGAGGUGCAGGUCACGCAGGACAGCGCCGUGACGCUGGAGUGUCAGGCAGCAGGAAACCCCCCGCCUCAGAUCAGCUGGCUGAAGAAUGGGCAUCCGCUGCUCCUCAGUCCCCGCGCUCGCCUCCUCUCCGGUGACUCUUUGCUGAGGUCAGUUAAGAUGAUUACAGACUGUGUUGUAAAAAGAUUACAGGGGUUUUACACUCUGUGUUUAUGGUCUGCAGUGCCCCCCGGUGUGAAUCACGUCGAACCGGUGGAGCCAGUUUCAGUAAUCCAGGGAUCCUUGGUGACUUUAUCCUGUGAAGCACGUGGCGUCCCCCCUCCGACGCUAACGUGGAUGAAAGACGGACAGCCGCUGUCCCUUCACCGCAACCUGCUGCUGGAUGGACAGGAGACAAGACUGCAGCUUCCUGACGUGGCCCCCUCAGAUGCGGGCUUUUACAGCUGCGUGGCUAGUAACCAGGCUGGAAGCAGUACCAAGAGCUUCAACCUCACCGUGCUUGAGCCUCCAAAGAUAGUCAGCUCCGACUCACCAGAAGGGCUGACCAUAGCAGUUAACAGUCCACUUGAGCUUGAGUGCUCUGCUGUGGGAGUCCCACCUCCUACCCUCAGCUGGCUCAAGGAUGGUCGGCCCAUGGAGAGAUCUGAUAUCGUUCAGCAGGACGGAAACUUUAUCAGGAUUAGCAAAGUUCAGGUCGAGGAUGCAGGUCUGUACACCUGCUUGGCCAGCAGCCUAGCCGGAGAGGAUGGAAAAAACCACUGGGUCCGGGUCCAAGUACCACCGACGCUCCUUGGCUCCAGUGAUGUGAGGACAUUGACAGUGCCGGUUAACGGUCACCUCACUCUGGAGUGCCUGGCUGACAGCGACCCUCCUCCAGACAUACAGUGGUACAAGGGUGAAACCAAACUGCAGCUGGGUGGUCGUAUCCAGCAGCUGGCAGGGGGUCAGUACCUGGAGAUACAGGAAGUCAGGUCUGAGGAUAGCGGCCAGUAUAGCUGUGUGGUUACCAACAUAGCUGGAAGCAGCAGUCUCUUCUUCACUGUGGAAAUUCUCUUACCACCUGUAAUAAAGGAGAGCAGCUCAGUGGUGACUGUACAUAUUGGCCAGGAUGCAGUUUUACCCUGUGAAGUCGAAGGCGACUCCUCACCUGUGGUCAUGUGGAGGAAAGACGGCUUCCCCGUGCGUCAAGAUAACAAUAAAUACACCAUAUUAUCCGAGGGCUCGUUGCGCGUACAUGCAGCUCAGCUGAAUAACGCAGGUCGCUACUACUGCACCGUGUCCAACCAGGCUGGCUCAGAUCACCGAGGAGUGGAUCUUCGUGUGUUUGUGGGUCCCUCAAUCAGUCCGGGUCCAUUCAACGUGACAGUUACCACUGGUAUCAGAGCCCUGCUUAGCUGUGAGGCUGCAGGUAUACCUUCUCCUAAAGUAUCCUGGAAGAGGAAUGGCACUCCCCUGGAUAUCAGCCAGCAGCCUGGUGCAUACAGGUUACUGCCCUCAGGGUCUCUGGUUCUUUUGUCCCCAGCCAAUGAGGAUGAAGGUUAUUUUGAGUGCACUGCAGUCAAUGAUGUUGGAGAGGAGCGCAGAGUCAUCGAGGUCAUCCUGCAAGUCCCUCCAUCUAUUGAAGAUGAUGUCACGGCAGUUAAAGCUGUGAAAUUGUCUCCUGUCGUCUUGCCUUGUCACAUACAAGGACGCCCAAUGCCCACUGUCACCUGGACGAAGGGUGGAGCCAAACUGAGCUCCAGAGGAGGAAGCUACCGCGUCCUUCCCACUGGAGAGUUGGAGAUAACUGCUGCUUUGCCCAGUCAUACUGGCAAAUAUACAUGCUCAGCCAGAAACCCAGCUGGAGUGGCUCACAAACACAUCUCUCUCUCAGUUCAUGAGCUGCCAGAAAUCAGACCAAUGGCAGAAGAGGUGCAAGUAGUGCUGAAUCAUGGGACUGUUCUCCCCUGUGAAGUUCAGGGCUUCCCCAGACCAUCAAUCACCUGGCAAAGAGAGGGAGUUCCCAUAGCAACAGGUCACAGGCUGGCUCUGCUCCCGAACGGAGCUCUGAAGUUUUCCCGUGUGACGCUUGGUGAUGCGGGGACCUAUCAGUGCCUGGCAAAGAAUGAAGCUGGUGUAGCUGUGGGCCGGACAAAAUUAGUCCUUCAAGUUCCACCAGUGUUGAGCGUGCCUCAUGUCGAGUACAUGGCUGUGCUAGGCCAGCCAGUCAGCCUGGAGUGCAUAGCUGAUGGGCAGCCUCUGCCUGAAGUCACCUGGCACAAAGAGAGGAGGCCUGUGCUUGAUGGCGCUCAUGUGCGCGUCUUCUCCAAUGGAACUCUGGCAAUUAUUUCUACCCAGCGCAGCGACGCGGGUCUUUACACGUGUACUGCUAAAAACCCCGCCGGCAGAGCCAGCCAUGAUAUGAGGCUGCUCAUUCAAGUCCCACCCGUGAUUGCUCCUACACAGACGCAACUGUCAGUUAUCCAAGGGUUUCAGGCUCUGCUGCCCUGCGCUGCUCAGGGUUCACCAGAGCCUAAAGUGUCAUGGGAGAAGGAUGGCAGCGUGGUGCCCAACCUCCCUGGCAAAUUCACCGUCCUCCGAUCAGGAGAGCUGAUCAUUGAGAGGGCUGAGUCAGGAGACGCUGGUGUGUUUACAUGCGUAGCCACCAAUGCAGCAGGCUCUGCAAGGCAAGACAUCCGACUGACCAUCAAUAUGAGGCCUGCAUUCAAGGAGCUGCCAGGCGAUGCAAUGCUAAACAAAGGGCAGACUCUUGCCUUAUCGUGCCAUGCUCAGGGAACGCCUUCUCCUACUAUCUCCUGGACUGUCAACAACAGUCCCUAUGCAGGUGCCACUGUAGAUGAGGCAGGCAGAAGCUCCAUCAUCAUUGAGAAUGUGACUCGGAGUGAUGCUGGGACCUACGUGUGCAUAGCAGCAAACAGCGUGGGUUCCAUUAGAGCGCUCUCGUUCGUCCGUAUCAGAGAGCCUCCGGUGUUGAAGGGUGAAGCCCACAUGUCUCAGACAGUCAUUCAGGGUGGCUCUGCUGUGCUUGACUGUCCCGUCCACGGAGACCCCAGCCCUGUCCUCCGCUGGCUCAGAAAUGGAAAACCGCUACCUCGCUUCCUCCGAAUGCAAACCCUCCACAACGGAUCUCUGGUCAUUUACAGCACCACUGCUGCAGAUGAAGGGGAGUAUCAGUGUGUGGCUGAAAGUGAGGCUGGAACAGCUGAGAGGACCAUUACGCUCAAGGUUCAGAUCAAUGGAGGCUACUCGAGCUGGCAAGAGUGGGGACCAUGCAGUAGCACCUGUGGCCAAGGCUUCCAAGAGCGAAUCAGACUAUGCAACAACCCAGAACCAGCUAAUGGAGGCCGAUCAUGCAGCGGCCCCAGUAUCGACUCUAGAAAAUGUCAGGUCGGCUUGUGUCCAGGUGAGGUUCCACGCAGGACUAGAGGCAGCCUGAUAGGAAUGGUCAAUGACAGAGAGUUUGGUGUGUCCUACCUGGAGGCCAACAUUACAGACAACGAUGACGAGGGGAGCAGCACUGUGCAGGCACACCUUGACAAUAUUCCUCCCACUGUGGGUCCCUUGCUGCGGGUGCUGGUGUCUGUGUUUGCACCCAUCUACUGGACCACCGUGCUGCAGAAUGGAGCAGCCAGAAAUGGCUACGCUUUCACUCAGGGCCAGUUCAGACAGGAGUCUCAGCUGGAGUUCGAGACUGGGGAAAUCCUACGUUUGACUCAUGUUGCCAGAGGUCUGGAUUCGGAGGGUGUUUUGCUAAUUGACAUAGUAAUUAACGGAUUUGUUCCUCCUUCAUUAUCAUCAUCUCACAUGAGCCUUCAGGAGUUCGAUGAGUCAUAUGUGCAGACGGGCCAAGGGCAGCUGUACUCGUGGUCAUCGCAAACCCACCAGAGAGGAGGAAGCCCCAUGGUGCUGCGUUGUAAUCACACAAUUAUUUACGAGGGCCAGGAAGAGCGCCAGGGUCCUGUGCUCCAACUGCUCAAGGUUUCUGGGAUGAAUAGUGCCUACAACAUGUUUACGCUCACUUUGGACUUCCAUGUUACUGCCAGCCUACAUGUACCAGAUGGUUAUGAAGACGCAUGCCCUAAAGGUUUCACUCUUGACACCGCCUCCUACUGUACUGAUGAAGAUGAGUGUGCACUCCAGUCUCCCUGCUCUCAUUCGUGUAACAACAUUAUGGGAGGCUUUUCCUGUACCUGUCCGUCUGGCUUCACCAUUUCUGCAGACACCAAUGUAUGCCAAGAUAUCGAUGAGUGUUCCCAAGGCUCACACAUGUGCCACUACAACCAGCAGUGUGUCAACACAGUGGGAACGUAUCGCUGUCAGGCCAAGUGUGGACCAGGAUUUAAGGCCAGCAUCACAGGAACCAGCUGUGAAGAUGUAGAUGAGUGCCAAGAGUCCGCUGUCUCCCCGUGCCAGCACCAGUGCCUCAAUACUCUGGGUUCCUACCGCUGUGUUUGCCACCCUGGAUACCAGCUGUCAGGACGUCACUGCAUUGACAUCAAUGAAUGCACGAGGAACGUAUGCCCGGCUCACCAGCAGUGCCGUAACACAGAAGGAGGAUACCAGUGUUUCGACAGCUGCCCAGCUGGAAUGACCAAAGCAGAGAGUGGGGCCUGCGUGGAUAUUGACGAAUGCCAGGAUGGAAGUCACAUGUGUCGCUACACUCAGAUCUGUCGAAACACAGUCGGAGGUUAUGGAUGCGUGUGUCCCAGAGGCUAUCGAUCUCAGGGAGUUGGGCUUCCAUGUUUGGACAUCGACGAGUGUCUGCAAACGCCGAAUCCCUGCGCCUAUCAGUGCCGCAAUGUGCCGGGCAGCUUCAGGUGUCUGUGCCCCCCUGGGACAGUGCUACUCGGCGAUGGGCGCUCCUGCGCAGGGCUUGAGAGAGGGCACACCUUCACAAACGGAACCAGAGUCAGGGCGAGACUCGUCCCACAGCUGGUGUCAUCCCUCGGCAGGCCAAUCCUCUCCCGUUCCCAUGGAGUAUCUCGCAUCACCAGGCAGAGCUGUCCUGUCGGCUACACCAACAGAGACGGCAAGUGUGUUGAUGUGGACGAGUGUCUGCUCAAGAAACCGUGCCAACAUGAAUGCCGAAAUACGAUUGGUAGUUUUCAGUGCCUGUGUCCCCCUGGAUACCAGCUGCUACCCAACGGCCGAAGCUGUAAAGACAUUGAUGAGUGUGUAGAACAAGGCAUCCAGUGUGGACGCAACCAGAUGUGUUUUAACACCCGAGGAGGAUACCAGUGUCUGGAUACACCCUGCCCUGCAUCCUACCAGAGUGGAAGAAGACCCGGGACCUGUUACAGGCCUUGCUUACUGGAUUGCGCCACCGGAGGCUCUCCUCUGCUCCUGCAGUACAAGCUGCUCACUCUUCCCUCCGGCAUUCCAGCCAAUCACAACGUGGUACGACUGUCAGCUUUCUCAGAGUCUGGCAUCCUGCAGGAGCGCACAUCCUUUACGAUACUUGAGCAAGAACCGGAGGCAGGCGGGCUGGGCCAGGUGUUCGGUAUCAGAGACGAGGCCGGCAGAGGGAUCAUCUACACCCUGCAGGUUCUGGACAGACCUGGACUAGUGAGGCUCAAAGUGCAGGCCACCACUAUAUCGCUGCAAGGCCGCAUUACCUACCAGAGCAUCUUUAUCAUCUACAUUUCCAUCUCACCCUACCCCUACUGAUCGUCCACGCUGCUUUCCACAUGACUCUGCCCCCCCCAGGAUGUUAGCAAGUGGAUAAAUAUUGUGUAUCUUGACUUGCGACUGAAUCAUAGCAGGAAAAGUCCUGUUCCAAAUCUUGGCUUCUGUGGGAUCUUUUGAUCACAGAGCAGAACAUCCUGUUCGGAAGACAUCUGAAGUUCAUUUCAUUACCCUGCACCCUCUUUGGGGUUAAAAAAUGCAGAGAGCGCAUCUAUCUAAUUCACAUCUGAAAAUUCAGAAUGUAUCAGGAACUUUUUUUUUAAUGUUCUUCUAUCAAACAUUUUGUAUGUUAGUUUAAAGUGUUGCAUUUCUAUUACUGGGAGAAAUUCCUUUUCAUAUAAAAACAUGUUUGCAGCAUGGAAAUACAAGCCUGCUGCUAAGCUACUAUCAUAGCUACGAAACUGUACAAUGUUACCCCUAUUAUUUUAAUUUAUUUAAGGAAUUUGAACACAUCACUGGUUAAUAAAACUUCCUGUCACAGAGAGUUUGACUUAUUAAGGAUCUACUGGCAUUGUAAUGGCACAUUGUAACUAGCUAACAACAGUCUUUCAUCUAUCUUAAUAUUUUUGUACUCUUUUCUUACGUUUUGUUGUCACGUAAAUUGUAAAGGUGCUAUUCUGAAUGUAUUUUGGCGAUACCAUUACAAGCGAUGUGAUUGGUGCUGAUUUUACAAAGGUAAUAUAGUUAUUAACAAAUAAUGAAGCACAGUUGGACUGCACUUACAUUUUCUCCAGCGUGGCGCUACAAACUAGCAUGCCUCUCCUGCUUCCACGCCACUGUACAGAGCACUGUAUUGAAAGUUAUCGAUGGUGUUCAGUAGUCAAAUAUGUGCCGCUGUUGUACAAAUCUGAAAAGGAACAUAACCUGAAAACCAUAAAGUGCAGUUUAGGUACAGUAUGUCCCUGUUGCUGUAAAUGAAUGUCAAAUAUUCACAGAAAUAAAAUGGACCACAAUUUUG